AAGAUAGCUGGAAGGGCCCUUGAAGCAUAUAAGGAUGAAAGAUGGUGGCAGUGUCCUGAUGCCUUUAAGAGUUGAAAGGGAAGCCGGUGUGAGCUGUGAGUGGCAUCCAGAUAUUAAAGAUGUCGGAGCCCUGGGGGCAUGUGUUUCUGUCCAGGCAUUGAUCUGCGACCGGCUGGGUGUUACUGUGUUUCACUCUCACCACUGUCACCCUGGGCGCUGCAUGGAGCAGAUAGGUGCCUCAUCAUCCAAGAUUUCACUGCAAGCAGAUUUGAAGAUGACUACUUCAUGGAGCGACCGGCUACAGAACUAUGCAGACCUCCCAGCUAACAUGGAUGGACUAGCCAUGAAGAAGUACCGGCGUGAGGCCUAUCACAGAGUGUUUGUAAACAGAAGCUUGGCAAUGGAGAAGAUUAAAUGCUUUGGCUUUGAUAUGGAUUACACUUUAGCAGUCUACAAGUCUCCGGAAUACGAGUCUCUGGGCUUCGAUCUCACUGUGGAACGACUGGUGUCCAUUGGAUAUCCCCAAGAGCUCCUCAGCUUUGUCUACGACCCUGCGUUCCCUACCAGGGGCCUGGUGUUUGAUACAUUGUACGGGAACUUGUUGAAGGUUGAUGCUUAUGGGAAUAUCCUUGUAUGUGUCCAUGGGUUUAACUUCAUGCGAGGGCCAGAAAUUCGGGAGCUUUACCCAAACAAGUUCAUCCAAAGGGAUGACACUGAACGGUUUUAUAUCCUCAACACCCUCUUCAACUUGCCUGAGACCUACCUCUUUGCCUGUCUGGUUGACUUCUUCACCAACUGCUCCCGAUACACUAGCUGUGAAACAGGGUUUAAAGAUGGAGACCUCUUCAUGUCAUACAAGAGCAUGUUCCAGGAUGUCCGAGAUGCUGUAGACUGGGUCCACUACAAGGUAAGGAGCAUUUUCAUUUGCUGUAAAGACAUGAGUAUAAGCACCCUAUAUAAAAUAAUAGUUGAAGACGGUAAACUGCCUCUUCUGCUGAGCCGAAUGAAUGAGGUUGCAAAAGUGUUCCUGGCUACAAACAGUGACUACAAGUACACAGAUAAAAUCAUGACGUACCUGUUUGAUUUUCCUCAUGGUCCAAAGCCGGGUACUCCUCACCGUCCCUGGCAGUCCUACUUCGAUCUGAUCCUGGUGGACGCACGGAAGCCCCUGUUCUUUGGAGAGGGCACAGUGCUCAGACAGGUGGACACCACGACAGGAAGGUUGAAGAUUGGGACCUACACUGGACCCCUACAGCAUGGUAUUGUGUACUCUGGAGGCUCCUCGGACAUUGUGUGUGACCUGAUGGGAGCAAAGGGCAAGGAUAUUGUGUACAUUGGAGACCACAUCUUUGGAGACAUCCUUAAGUCGAAGAAGAGACAGGGAUGGCGGACCUUCCUGGUUAUUCCUGAGCUGGCGCAGGAGCUACAUGUGUGGACCGACAAAAGCUCACUGUUUGAAGAGCUGCAGAGCUUGGAUAUUUUCUUGGCAGAACUCUAUAAACAUUUGGACAGCAGCAGCAAUGAGAGACCCGACAUCAGCUCCAUUCAGAGACGUAUCAAGAAAGUGACUCACGACAUGGACAUGUGCUACGGCAUGAUGGGCAGCCUGUUCCGCAGCGGCUCGCGGCAGACGCUGUUCGCCAGCCAAGUGAUGCGCUAUGCUGACCUCUACGCCGCCUCCUUCAUCAACCUGCUCUACUACCCCUUCAGCUACCUGUUCCGGGCUGCACACGUCCUCAUGCCCCACGAGUCGACAGUGGAGCACGCCCACGUGGAUAUCAACGACACAGAGUCGCCCCUGGCCACGCGCAACCGCAACGCUGUGGACGUCAAGGACUCCGACUACAAGAGGCACCAGCUCACCCGGUCCAUCAGCGAGAUCAAGCCCCCCAACCUCUUCCCCCAGACCCCCCAGGAGAUCACCCACUGCCACGAUGAGGAUGACGACGAGGAGGAAGAAGAAGAGGAGGAGGAGGAGGAGUAGUUACCAAGAAGACGUCUCCCUGGGAAUCUGGAAUCGUUUUAAUCAGGAAUCGGGAAUCCCACAGUGGGAUGAGGAAACAGACAGGUGGGAAUGAGGAGGGGGUGGGAAGUAAAAGUGAAGACAGUUUUAUACAGUAUGUUCACGCGUCUCAGACAUUCUGCUCUUGGUACUUGAGUACUGUCAGGAUACCAGAUCAGGCCAAUGUCAGCCUCUGUGGGUUUGCGUAUUACAACAGAUCAAUUGAACUGUGACGCUGUCUCAUAUCCUAAGCCCAUCUAGAGUACACAUUGGGAUUUCAUUUUUUUCCACACAAGUAGAUUUUUUUGUUAAUGUGAUAAAGGUUUGUUUUGGAAACUUUAGAAGACCAAACUUUUAUGAUUUGCUUUAUUUGAAAAGACAAAAUUCAUUUUUAUUCCAUUUUUCAUUGAAGGAAAAUGCUUCUUUCUUUUACUGUAAGUGAGAGAUGUGAGAAAAUAAGUAUACUGUAUGCAGAAAAUGCUUUCCUGAAAUAUAUGACAGCUUUACUAUGCUAACACAGAGAGCGGGAAUUGAGCGUAAUAGUGUGAGACCAAUGUGAGGGGUCAUCUCAGAAUACAGACUGCUUUGUAUUGAACAUACACUCUUCCUUGUCUAAAUCAACUUAGAUUUUUAUAUUAAGAAAUCUAUCUCUAGUAUGGUGUUAAAAUAUGUUUUUUAUGUUCUGAAAUACCAUCCAGUAUGCAUUGCUUUGGUUCUAGAAGUUGGGUUACAAUAUUAGUUUUUAUAAAUUGGGGGUCAUUUCCAGGGAAACAUAUAAAUGAGAGCACACAGCUCUAAAGCACAGACAUACUGUACACCUGAGUAACCCAUAAGCACAAAUGACAGACUAUUGAAACAAUCCAGUUUCAAGAAAUGACAUACUGUAUACACAGACGUUUGAACAUUGUAAAACAAAUCUAAAGAUCGUUUACAAAUUUGGCUUGGAAAUGGUAAAGUGAUUCUAGGAUGACUGACACAUUUUCAAUAUUUCUGAUGCUUGCGUCUUACUGCCUGUUAUUUUUCUUCCCAGUUUAAUUUAUGGUUAAUCGCCUUUGGAGUGUGAUCAUUUUAAGAAUCGCAUACAAGGCUUCACCUACUUCCCAUUCCAGAUUUGUUCAAUAUCAAAAAUAUAGAAGAGUAUGCUUAUUUAUCCUUCAGUGAAAAUCUUUGCCUUAAUUCAGUGGUGCAAUGUAGAUAACCAAUAUUUUCUUUGCAUUUCGUUCAUGAGAUGCAGCAUGUAUGGAUGGCUGCACAUGUCUCUAAAAUGCGUAGUUUCCUUUCGUUCCAAGCUGUUACACAGUAAAUGAAAUGCCUCAAUAGCAAUACCGCAAAAGCAAUCCUAUGCAUGCUACUCUUUAAAAUCUUUUUGCAUAAAAUGCAAACCCUUGGAACAAUCCUUCAGAGAUGCUUGUUGAAUAUGUUGUGCUCUGUGAAGGCACAAGCCAGGUCUUCAAUGGGAGAGCGGACUUUAUGACUUCUAUGGAGCCAGCACUGCCAAUUACUGUGUUGGAAGACUGUUUGCAUUUACAAUUCAUCCAUGUAGCGAUAAGGUCUGCAGGCACAGCCUCAGUGAGUUUUAAAAUCCCCAAACCUGGUCCCGGAGAGCCCUGGUCUAAUCUUCCCGGUUUCUAAAGAUAAAGAACCUCUAUUAGUCAUAAGAUAAUUAUGCCAUUAUACCUUGUUUGUUUAAGAGAUUUAACAAAUUACAAAGUGCUUCACCUGCUUAAUUGAUAGCACAGAGUCUUGAUAGAAAUUGGUGUUGUAAUUGUUACCUUGGGACAGAGAUUCUGGAUGUAGAGGAUUCCUUCCAAAGCCAAGGCCCAUGUUUGUGGGCACCCCUGUAGUUAAUUCCCAACACCAGAGUGAGACAAUAUGGAAUACUUCUAGGAUGUACACAAAAAAAAAAAACUCUGCUCACGUUAUUCUACGUUAUUUGAAACUAUAAAAUGGAGACUAAAAUAAUCAACUAAUUAAAUGCUUAUUUACAGUGUGAUCAACUACAAAUAGAAAAUACAUAGAAUUUGUGAGGGAAAGAUAAAACAUAAUUUGUUAUUUCUGCAUUGGUACCUGGGAAUUUUAGCACCAGGUAGUAACUAUUUGAACUGAGCUGAAUUUUACAAAGGAUGGUUACAAUAUGUUCGAAAAGGGAGGGUCCUGAAAUUUUAUGGGAAACAAUUUUGUUUAGCAUAGGUUUCAGUGAGUUUGCAGAGCUUCUUAUCUUAGUCUAACGAUUAUUUAAUUUUGAUCAAAAUUAAAUGGGAGGUUAAGCUUGAGUACAGAAAGUCUGCUUUUUCUACCAGGAUACUGUAAAUUAUUCCUGUUUUGGUAUAUAGUUAAAUUGUUUUUUCUCUUUGUUAUUUGACAGUUAUGCAAUAACUAAAACUACAGGUCUAAUACAUCAGUAUUGUUAAUAGAAAAGUAGGUAUGUGCUAAACUCUGAUGUUCCACAGUUAAGCAAGUUAGACAAUAGCUUUCAGUUGUCUUUUUAGAUUGAUUUACAUUUAAAUGUAUUAUUCUCAAGUGGCAUGGUGUUUUUUUUGUGUUUUUUAAUAGUUAAAAUGACAUUUCCACCUCAGUGCUUUGCUUUUGGUGCAUAUACUGUGAUUUAGCAAUGGAAAGAAAUAAUAUGCAGUCCAUAAAUAAUUUUGAGAAAUGCAUAAGAAAUGGCGUGUGUUGAUUAAGUAACAGUGAAGAGAGAGCUAUGUUUUUUCUAUAAGUAAAUCAACAAAAACCUUCAUAAGAACAAAAAAAAGUCCUAACAUUUUCCUACAUUAUUUUUUUCAUUGCUGUUAAUUAAAAUUCAGUAGUGAUUUUAAAAUGUUAAACAGGAAAAUCCAUCCAAAAAACAGCUGAGAAUUGAAAGCACUUUAAGAAAGAUCUAGGCAAAAGGGUACUAAUAUACUUUUUUUCUUUGCUUUUUAAAUUAGUUAUUCUCUCAGCUCUAUCAUAUUUUUUUCUUAUGAAAAGCUUAGAAGAGUUUACUAGUUCAUUUCUCUCCAUUUCUCUUAAUUUCUUCUGCAUUUUCUGAAAGUUUUUUUUCUCUAGAAUUCAGGAACCUGAACGAAAAAAAAAAUGUUGAAAAACCUUUUUUUAUUAUAAUUAUUCUUUUUAUUCUAUUAUUCUUUUGCUUUAUACCAGUAUGCAUGUUCAUGCUGUUUGGGAGUCAUAUUAAAGGAAACUUCAAAAAUGAUGUAUGAUUUUUUACAUACUGUACUUCAUGUUAUGCAUACAGUUGCUCUGCAUUGUUUCCAAAAAUUUGGGAACAGUAAUUUUCAUUGUAAAAUAAAAUGCCAUUGCUCUGCAUCUGUCAUUAUGCAAACAA
Molecule: messenger RNA, 5324 nt
Organism: Lepisosteus oculatus (spotted gar)
Lineage: Eukaryota; Metazoa; Chordata; Actinopteri; Semionotiformes; Lepisosteidae
Source: RefSeq, a predicted model, not a curated record